This is a messenger RNA of Pichia membranifaciens NRRL Y-2026, 255 nucleotides long. RefSeq lists its product as hypothetical. Gene Ontology annotation, biological process: intracellular protein transport. NCBI's taxonomy places the organism in Eukaryota, Fungi, Ascomycota, Pichiomycetes, Pichiales, Pichiaceae. The record is from RefSeq and is a predicted model, not a curated record. The transcript has 2 exons. Gene Ontology annotation, cellular component: Sec61 translocon complex. The coding region runs from base 1 to 255 and encodes 84 amino acids.
AUGGUGCAGGCUUCGACAGCAGUUCCAGGUGGCGCAAAGACCCUUGCCAAGAGAAAGGCGACGCAAGAAAACAAGCUGAAGCAGCAGCAGCAGAACCAGCCUAACUCCUCGAGGGCUGCCGGCGCCGGCGGUUCGUCGUCCUCGAUGUUGAAGAUCUUCAACGAGGAGGCUCAGGGCUUCAAGAUCGACCCGUUGGUGGUGUUGGUGUUCGCCGUGGCGUUCAUCUUCUCUGUCCUCACGGGCAACAUCUUCUGA